Coffea eugenioides is the source of this 1059-nucleotide messenger RNA. RefSeq lists its product as uncharacterized. The transcript has 3 exons. The coding region runs from base 1 to 1059 and encodes 352 amino acids. Lineage: Eukaryota; Viridiplantae; Streptophyta; Magnoliopsida; Gentianales; Rubiaceae. The record is from RefSeq and is a predicted model, not a curated record.
AUGGAGUUCACACACAGAGGCAACAAAGUGGCAUUAAGAGGCUUCAAACAGCAAGGAACUCAGUUGAUUCCCAAGAGGCAGAUGCAAAAGCUUUUGAGCAAACCCGAACAGAUUGACUCGGCUCAGCUCUGCUUCAUCUCUGCUAAACAAAUGGACGCACAGGAGGUUAGUCCGAGCUGCUUAAGGGCGGAAGCGGAUGCGGAGGUAACUCACUAUCAAUCUCAGCUUGAACUGAUUUUGCUUAACUACAACGAAGUGUUUGAAGAGCUCGUAGAAUUACCCCCUGCGAGAACGCAUGACCAUAGAAUAUACCUCAAGGAAGGAGCGCCACCUAUCAAUGUUAGAUCAUACCGGUACCCAGCAUUCCAGAAAGGAGAAAUUGAGAAAUUGGUGAUAGAGAUGUUGAGCAGUGGAAUUAUCAGACCUAGUAACAGUCCUUUCUCUUCUCUAGUUGUCUUAGUCAAGAAAAAGGAUGGCACAUGUAGAAUGUGUAUAGACUAUAGGGAGUUGAACAAGGCUACUAUUAAGGACAAAUUUCCCAUACCCCUCAUCGAAGAGUUGUUAGACGAGUUAUUUGGAGUUGUUAUCUUUACUAAACUUGAUCUACGAGCAGGGUACCACCAAAUCCGAAUGCAUUCGGAUGACGUUCCUAAGACCGCGUUUCGGACCCAUGAUGGACAUUACGAGUUCAUGCAAGUCCUGGGGGGAACACUUGGAACAUUUGACAAUGGUGUUCGACACUCUGGUCCAUCAUCAGCUCAAAGUGAAGAGGAGCAAAUGUUUAUUAAGGACUAUGGCAGGUUGGCGCGUCCCUUGACUGAUUUACUAAAGAAAAAUGCUUUUCAAUGGCAUGCUGGAGUAACCGUAUCUUUCAAUCUGCUCAAGUCUGCUAUGUUUUUUCCACCUGUACUGGCUCUCCCGAAUUUUUCAAGAGAAUUCAUAGUAGAAACGGAUGCAUCUAACAAUGGUAUUGGUGCGGUCCUUUUGCAACAGGGCAGACCCAUUGCAUUUUUUAGCAAGGCACUAGCAGCUCAAUAUCAAAGGGAUGUCAGUUUAUGA